Molecule: messenger RNA, 2504 nt
Organism: Asterias rubens (European starfish)
Lineage: Eukaryota; Metazoa; Echinodermata; Asteroidea; Forcipulatida; Asteriidae
Product: zinc finger protein 761-like
Exons: 2
Coding region: 244-2280 (678 amino acids)
Source: RefSeq, a predicted model, not a curated record
AUGUCUUGACGUGACACUCACGCACAACACAUUGCAAUCUGGAGCAAGAUCGCCAUGAUGUUCUGUUCUUGAAGAAUUACACUGAUCCGUCUCCUAUGGUCUCCUACUAUCGGAACACACAUUUAGGGCAGAAAGUCAACUGCAUUUUGCUGUGCUGAUGUUGUGAGCAGUUCUAAGAGGAACUCUGCCAAAGAUAGGAACGCCAUUCAAUGAGUCUGUGACUUGCUUCACAAGUUCAGUGAAAUGGAGACUAAGCAAAGGAAACAUAAAUGCAAGUUCUGCGAUAAAACUUUUGACCAACGUUGGAAACGUACUCGCCAUGUGGAAUACCACAAGGAUAGACCAUACAUAUGUCUAUUCUGUGAUGAGAGUUUUGAAGAAAGCCAUAUGGCGAACAAACAUGUCCUGGAUUUCCAUAAGCAUGAAAUGAAAAGUGAUCAAAUCGGCCUACAACAGUAUUUCAAGGUGUUAGUCCAUGUAGAUGAUGGGCCAGAUUCGGGGAAGAUAGCCAGAUAUGACAAAGCCAAACAUCGAUUCAAAUCCAAAUCAGCUGGCGGAAUUGAUGCUGCUGCUUACCACAAAUUUCUCUGUGAUUGCAGCUUGGGGUUCAGACGCAGAGGGCGUUUUAUACAACACCAGAUGUACUGCCAAAUUUUCAUCAACAGAGUUAAGGCAAGAAAGUGUAAGAACACUAAAAGUCAACGGGAAAAACAGGAAAAACAGCUCAAGAAAAGCAAGAGUAAUACUUCAUUUCGUUGUAACAGGUGUCCGAGUACAUUCAGGUUGAUGCAAUCACUCGAAGAGCACAGAAGACUUGUACACUACAAAAAGAAGGCCAAGCCAUCCAGAGCUGAAAUGAAGAGAAAUAUACAAUACUCGGUUAGAAGAGUCGUCAACAAAGCCAGUGAAGCCACUGCUUCUAGGGGUCCUAUGGCUACAAGAGCAGCGGUCAAGCUUGCCUUUAAAAAAAAAGAGAAACACAGCAGGACUCCAGCCGAUUUCCAGGAAGGUUCGAGGACCGAGGUUGGGGCUUGCUCCAUAUGUGGUAAGCUCCUAGCACAGAGAAGCUUCGCUUACCACUACAGGCUGCACAAUGUUGACACUCUAAACGCCAAAUAUCUGAAUGAGUCGACAUCAGGGAAUCAGGUUUUAUACUUGUGCAGAUACGAAGCUUGCAAUCGAGCAUUCUCAAACAAAGACGGCUUAAAGAAUCAUGAGGUGGACCAUCUUGGCAGCAAACCCUUUAUGUGUGACCUUUGUGAUUUACUUCUCGAGACGGGAUUUAAACACAAAGUACACAUCAAGGCUUGUAUUCGGCAAAUCAAGACAAUUGCUUGCUCAUAUUGCGGUAAGUUCUUUGGAACCAAGGAUAAACUCGCCUAUCAUGAAAAAUUUGUACAUAUAACCAAGGAGACAGAAGCUUCAUACUUGUGUGGGCAUUGCUUUCAAAAUUUUCCUACACGGCCUGAACUGAACUGGCACCACUUUAAUAUGCAUCAGAAUACGAACCCCUCCUCCAAUGGCGUCUUUUAUCAGUGCACUUUUUGUUCCAUAAAAAUCAAAAUUAGAUCAAAGCUAAUUGACCAUGUGCAAUCUGAACACUGGUCCGAAAUAGCUAGCUCCACCGAUUUGGAUGGUCUCGGCAGCAAUUUGCAAAAUGAGGAGAACAAAUGGGAAUGUAACCAGUGCUGUAAAACUUUCGAUCAGAAAAUAAGCUUAACCGAGCACGAGAAAAAUCACAGUUCACAGGCACCAUUCAAGUGCAAUGGAUGUGAGCGCCAGUUUAUGUUGAGAGCGGCCCUUAAGCGGCACUCCAAAAAUUGUCUAUCCACUGUUGCCACCAGCAAGGCGAUACAUGGAGAAACUAACGAAACAGUCCGAGCAACUGAAGAAUAUGAUGAAGAUGUUAUACAUAACUCGUCAACAUCUUCAUGUCCCUCCCCAUCCCCACCCCCAUUCCCACCAGCAAGUCUUGAGAUGCAGUCUGUUCAGAUACAGAGAUUAAAUUUUACAAAACCCGUGUCCGUGAGGAGACCAGGAAGCACAGAAGUUCACCAUCAGUUCACAAACAGCAACUCUGCAGAGCCUCCAUGUUCAGGUGCCUUCGCCAAACCCACGGAUCAGGUUUACCUGAUUGAGUACUCGUCUGAACAAGUGACCAAUGGGCCACUAACGUUUUCCCUUCCAGACGAAAACACGUCAAGAGCAGCGAUUAGAAUACUACCAGAGGGUUUAAAUCUACCUGUGCCCAUUCCAGUAAAGCUGGAACGUGUGUUUUGAACUAACGGGAACAUUUUUGGGAGAGGCUAGCUUGGCCCAAUUUUAUAAAGCCUUUUAAAUUAUACAUUGUUGUGACUAGUCCCCCACUUAAUUGUUACAAAGCAAAUGCAACUUUCAAGUAAGCAGUUGUUUCUGCUUCAAAGACACUGGUCAAGCACUGGACACUAUUGGUAAUAAUCAAAGACCAGUCACUUCCCACUUGGUGUAUCUCAACAUAUGCAUAA